AUGACAGUAAAUUAUAGGAAAAGGGGGAAGAAGCCUUACCCGGGUGAAGGUGGCCAAACGGGGGCGAUGCGGGGAUUAUGCGUCUUGUCAAUUUGUGUUAUUAUUUAUUAUUAUUAUUAUUUUCUGUCGCGACGGUGUCAUUUCGUGGCUAACUUCCAAGUCAUGCAAACAUUCCAGUGUAAAAUCCGUCUACUGUAUUCAUUGAGUUGUUGGAACCGAUGGUCUGUUAUUGGUUUGUGCGAGUUUCGGUUGUGUUAUGCAACCUUAGAGAACGCGCACGACAUUUCAAAAAAAAAAGAUGGGGGAUAUUUGUGCCAUACAUUGUCCUUUGUGAAGGGUUACCGUCUUGGUUUUCUUUUUUUUCUUUUUUUGUCUGUCUCGAUUAACUUAUCGUUUAUUAACUACAGCUGUCUUGGAUGCCUCUUGUGCAUUCUAUCGAGAGGGAAGGGGAGGGUUUCCGUUAAACGGGUGGUAAGUUUUGGUCUAUGUAGGUGUCGGGUUGUCAAUCUGUAA
Molecule: messenger RNA, 513 nt
Organism: Trypanosoma brucei brucei TREU927
Lineage: Eukaryota; Euglenozoa; Kinetoplastea; Trypanosomatida; Trypanosomatidae
Exons: 1
Coding region: 1-513 (170 amino acids)
Source: RefSeq, a predicted model, not a curated record